Molecule: messenger RNA, 3361 nt
Organism: Exophiala mesophila
Lineage: Eukaryota; Fungi; Ascomycota; Eurotiomycetes; Chaetothyriales; Herpotrichiellaceae
Exons: 2
Coding region: 409-3120 (903 amino acids)
Cellular component (GO): MBF transcription complex; SBF transcription complex
Molecular function (GO): transcription coactivator activity; protein binding; DNA binding
Source: RefSeq, a predicted model, not a curated record
GAUUUAGUGCUGCCUGACACUCCUCCUACAUCCUCGUUCACUGAUCCUACAUAACAAGGCCAUCGCACUAGUUAGCGUCUUUGACCCCAACCCUCGUCCGUUCAAUCGCCGGCUCCUACUAUCAUCACCAAACAUCUACCCCGGGCAUGACCUAGGUUCAUCGCAACUUGAGCCUCAAGUCUAGUCAGUACAGAAAUAACCUAUACACCGCAUUGACUUGUUAGCUGUCCUUGAGCCAUCCUGAGCCCCCCUCAACCCAUCGAACGAUCUCCACCAGUCCAAGCUCCGCGAUCCUCACCUCACCACCCGCACAACCCCUGAUCACUCAACAUCAAGGAAGUUGCGCAGUCAGCGCUUGAACAUGUCCUGACCUGUAACACUACCAACACCUCCUCUCUUGUAUUCACUAUGAUGGCGUCAGGCGGCGUUCAGCAACCUGUCUAUGCGCAGCCACCCCCCUCCUUUCCACAACAUGGUCAUUCCAGUUCACUGAACGGUUCCUUUCCUCAAGCCCCUCAGAUGAGCUCUUUUGAUGCUCAAUCCGUCGCUUCUACCCCAGCUCCUACGCCGCAGGCUCCCCGACCUAGCUCCCAGCAUCAGCAUCAUCAACAACAACAGCAGCAGCAGCAGCAGAUGAGUUUCAACAUGAAUGGUCAAAAGCCCAUGGCCAAUGGAACAGGUAUGAUGGGAGCCCCCGACACAUUUGCAGGAUACCCCGAGAAUAAUUUAUACCCUCAACCAACAUUUUAUGGAAAUGGCACAAAGCCGCCAUCCAUUUACAGCGCCGUGUAUUCCAAUGUUUCCGUGUUUGAAAUGGAGGUGAAUGGUGUUGCUGUGAUGCGUCGAAGAACCGACUCAUGGUUGAACGCGACCCAGAUCCUCAAAGUUGCAGGCGUCGACAAGGGCAAGCGCACAAAGGUACUCGAAAAAGAGAUUACCGGAGAACACGAGAAAGUCCAGGGCGGGUACGGCAAAUAUCAGGGCACUUGGGUGAAUUAUCAGCGUGGACGCGAAUUCGCUCGUCAGUAUGGAGUUGAACAGUUACUCCUACCCCUGUUCCAGCACAAUAUUGAAGGCGACGGCAACAUGGGCAUGUCCCAGGGUAUGGAAACUCCCACCAAAGAACAAGCCAUGGCUGCGCAGCGCAAGCGACUGUACGGCGACGGGCGUCCUAUGGCUCAGAACUCGUCGGGAACCUUCUUCGGGAACAUGUCUCCUUCGGCCGCGAUUGCCAUCAGUACACUCAAUCGCACCCGACUCGAUUCCCCUGGUCAGAUGGACGGCCGUCGCUCGACAGGCCCCCGACGACCAUCCCAGCCCCAGGCUUUCUACGCACAAGACCCCAUGUUUGGUCAGGGGGCAAGCCAACAAAGCAUGCAUAGUAUGACAUCGCAGGACAGCUUCGGUACCAACGGUGGAAUCAUGAGCCAAAACGCCAGCUUCAUGAGUUAUCCAGUGCCGGAUGGUCAAGAGCCACCGCGCAAACGCAUCCGUCCCUCUCCCCAGGCAUCAUUUACAGGCAAUACGUACGAUGGAAAUCUGGAUCUGAGUAUGAUGGAAGGCGCACCAACGGAGCAGGACAUGUCAUUCUACUCCCAGUCUGGUCAGUCGUUUAUGAUGACGGAGAAUAUUUCGUAUGGCAUCGAUCCCUUGCCACAUCCCUCUGGGCUGGCGGAAGAACAAAAGAAGGAGCACUUGCUAGACCUCUUUUACGAUGCUACGCGGACCGACUACGACGAUCAUCCGGCCUUCCUCCGUCUCAGCGGGGACGAGUUUGAAAUGCCCAUUGACGAAUCGUGCAACACGGCGCUACAUUGGGCGGCGACGUUGGGACGGACGGCACUGGUGAAGAAACUGCUCGACAAGGGCUUCAAUAUGCGGCGGGCCAACAGUGGAGGUGAAACGGCUCUGAUUGCGGCAUGCCGUGCCAGGAAUAAUCUGGACCAGAGCAGCUUCCCCGCGCUGUUGGACCUUCUCGGUUCGACGAUCGAGGUUCGAGACUCAAGAGGUCGGACGCUGUUGCAUCACAUCGCCGUGUCAUCAGCCAUCAGAGGUCGAGCGCCGGUGGGCAGAUACUAUUUGGAAUCAUUACUUGCAUAUUGUGUUCAGCAGGGCAGCUCGUCACAAGUACAGGCACCGUUUGCCAACCCCAUGACACUGACGCGGUUCAUGCAAGAGAUUGUCAACGCCCAGGACAAGUCUGGAGAUACGGCAUUGAACCUGGCGGCACGGACAGGUACUACCACCAUCAUCGAGCAGCUGCUCGAGGUGGGUGCCGAUCCUCACAAGCCCAACAGAGGGCACCUGGCGCCGGUAGACUUUGGAGUGGGUGGAUACGGUGGCUCACAGAUGAUGAACCACACCAUGAAUAUGCUUGAUCAGGUACCUGCGACAAACAGCAGUUCGCAGAAGUCAUUUGAGGAGGCACAGGAAGGGCUCAUGUCUUCAAUACGAGCGAUCCUGUCACAAUCAGAAGCGGACUUUUCGGCAGAAAUGAAGGAAAAGAAAGAGACGCUCGACAAGACGAAUGCUGCGCUCAAAGAGUCAGGAAGUACAUUGGCAGAAGAACGCCGUCGGUUGGACGAGGUCAAGGCCAAGGUGCGAGAAAAGGAUGAGUUUGAACAAAAGGUUAGCAACCUUCAACAAGCAACGAUUAAAAUACGGUCAGAGCUGCAGCAAGGCGAAGCCGCAGGCUCGAUCCAGAAUGAGGUCCCCGUGGGCACUGCGGACAAAGGGCUCGACUGUGACGGACGACUGGCACUGGUAGCGCAAAUGUUCCCUGAGGAAUUGGGCGAGCCAAACACGAUGGCACUCGACCAAGACCAAUUGAAUGUGCUGGGAACAAUGGAACGUGCAGAGGUUCUGUCUGGACGAAGUCGGGCAUAUCAAGGCCACAAUCAACAGCUUGAGCAGAUGGCCAGGACACUGAAGGCGAUGAGUGUGGAGCUGGAGGAGCGAUAUCGCAAGAUGGUGACAUUAUGCACCGGCGCCAACCCAGACCAGGUGGACGACCUUCUGGAUGGGCUUGUGCAAGCAGUCAUCAGCGAGCAGAAGGACAACAAUCUGGAACUGGGCAAAGUGCGGAAGUUCCUCCGGAUGGUCCAAGGGUCGGGGGAUUAACGGGUGUUCGCUUGUCUGAGAUGGUGUUUGUGUGUGGGAUUUCAAUCAGCGGUUGUUGCAGCUUGUCAGGGCCAGCACCUGGGGCUGGUGACGAGUCCGUCAAUUGUUACUCGAGAAUUGACACGGGCCGGCAAGAAUUGACUAUUGUAUGAAUGUACAUACGGAGCGUGAUGGAGUAACUGUUGGAUGUUGUAUCAUGAUUGGAUUAAAUGGAUCUGAUCGAGAUGGUCCCCAACAAGUG